AUGGCGCCGAGAGGGGAGAAGAUCUGUGCGAGGGGAGGGAUGAGGGGCGGGGUAGGAGGAGGCCAUGAGAGCAUGGGGAGCGGGGAGGAUAGGUUCAGAGGAGUGAGGAAGAGGCCGUGGGGGAGAUACGCGGCGGAGAUCAGGGAUCCAGGGAAGAAGAUGCGCGUGUGGCUCGGUACCUUCGACACAGCAGAGGAGGCGGCGAUAGCGUACGACGCGGCGGCGCGGGAGUUCCGCGGAAUGAAGGCGAAGACGAACUUCCCCCUCGCCGGGGGGCUCCCGUGCGUGGCGACGCCGCGGGACGACGGCCACCGGGAGGCGCACCAGAUCGGAAGCCCCGGGAGCCAGAGCAGUACUGUGGAGUCCACCAGCCGGGAGACGGCGGCGCCAGUCCAGUCGCCAGACAACAACCUCGCCGAUCGGUCUUCUCUGAAUCUGGCGUUGUCCGAUCAGUACCUCCACCGCGGGAGCAGCGGCGGUGGCGCCAAGGCCGCCGCCUGGUUCCCCUUCCGCGCCAUCCCCGCCGCGGUCUCCACCACCUACGCCGGCGCUCCACCGGUCGCGCAUCCGCUUCCCAAGGGAUUCGUCUUCUUCGACGCCUUCUCGAGGUCCGGCAAGGUCGCCACUGCGGAGGCAACCGCCGCCGCACUGCCGACGCCGGUUAUGACCGGGAAAAUCUCCGCGAAGAUCAGUUUCCCUGACGAAUCCGCCGUCCACGACGGCGACGAGAGCGACUCCGACUCCUCCUCCGUUGUCGAGGAUCUGCAGCCGCAGCCACAACCGUCGCCGCCGCGGAGGCUCCACCUAGAUCUUGACCUCAACAUCUCGCCUCCGGCGGACGCGGUGGAAUACUAG
This is a messenger RNA of Spirodela intermedia, 855 nucleotides long. The record is from the annotation of a GenBank genome assembly. NCBI's taxonomy places the organism in Eukaryota, Viridiplantae, Streptophyta, Magnoliopsida, Alismatales, Araceae.